CGCCGGGGUUUCCUCCGGGGCCGACGCCGCCGGGGUUCCCCGCGGUGCCGUCGCCCGAGGAGGUGCCGGCCACGGCCCAGCCGCCCGAGGAGAUGCCGGGCACGGCGCGGCCGCCGCAGGAGAUGCCAGGCAUCGACAUGCCGCCGGAGUUCAACGCGCCCCCGGGCGUGGACGUGCCGAUGCCUGGCGCGCCGGUGCCGGGCACGCCUCCCAGCCCGGAGCAGCCGGGGCCGUUCGUGCCAUCGCCGCCGAGGCCGGAGAUCCCGGCCGUGCCGCCGAACCCCGACGUGAUCCCGACGCCGCCGCCGGAGGUGGACCCACCGCGCACCCCGCCCGAGGUGGUGCCUCCGCAGCCGUCCGACGUCCCGCCUCCCUUCGUGUGAGUAAGCGCGCGCAGGGCCGCCGGCCACGACGGUGACCGAGAUCCGCUGUAAAAUAGCGUAGUAGUACUACUAUGUGUAGCUUCCAGCUGCUUCAAAUAAAGAGGAUCGGCCGCGGCUCCCUGUUCCGGUGUAACAUUUUGCCACCCAUGAUAAGCACGAAUUUUGUCA
This is a messenger RNA of Triticum urartu, 551 nucleotides long. RefSeq lists its product as uncharacterized. NCBI's taxonomy places the organism in Eukaryota, Viridiplantae, Streptophyta, Magnoliopsida, Poales, Poaceae. The record is from RefSeq and is a predicted model, not a curated record.